This is a messenger RNA of Haemonchus placei, 1008 nucleotides long. The record is from the annotation of a GenBank genome assembly. NCBI's taxonomy places the organism in Eukaryota, Metazoa, Nematoda, Chromadorea, Rhabditida, Trichostrongylidae.
CAGUCCAGUAAGGAUAUCGAACUUUCCACAAAAGAAUCUCUCGUAUUGGCUGCAAUGUGUGCAUUCGCUGCAUUCAAUCUUCACAAUGCGGAUAUAAAAACGGUGGUUCACGUCUUCACCCUCGUGCCUGCCAUCAUAUUCACCUUCAGAAUUCUUUCUAUCAACAACGAUCACAGUACCAUCAGUGUGACAGCCGUGGCCAUGUUUUGGAUGUACUACGGUAUGGGACUGAUUUGUGACGUACUUUUUGAUGCCGACGAAAGUUACGCAAUUAUCCAAUUUGUAUUGGCUAUAGCAUUGGGUGUGACAGCAUAUCGUGGCAGUCCAAUACCGCGCGAUACAGAAAGCGAAUACUUCCGGACUAUUCGAACUGGUUCCGAAACUGGCGUGACUAGACGUGGAUCUCCCACCCUAUCGACGAAGUUGCAGCCUACGCAAUGCAGUAUCAGUGCUCUCUCAUCUAUGACAGCGCAACGUAUCACUGAGGAUAUUGUUGAGCAACUGAGUCGCGAUGUCCUAGCCUUACAGAACACUCUACUCACGAUGUUAUCAGACACGGAGACUGCAAUGGAGAUAUUCCCGAUACACUCUCCAAGACAUGGUGCAGCUGGGUUCUUCAAUGAAGUGGCUGAUGGUUCAGUGAUUCUCGACUAUGAUGGAUUGCUUACCAGACCACAAAGAACUCUUCGAUUCGAUCACACUAAAGACACGCAGUUCCUCGAAAUUACCAACGUUACCGGGCAAAAUCUUAAUUGGACAGUGAAGACCAAUGCAGUCUAUGAGAUACGUGCUCUGCCUGCACAAGGAAUCCUGGGCCGAAAUGAAAUGACUACAAUAGCAGUGAUCCUAAACAGUGAUCAUGUGAUCCUACCUGGUACUGACCACUUCAAUGACAAGCUCGCUAUCGAUUACCAAACAUCUGGGAGUUUUCGUGAACAACACAAAAGGCAACGAAUGGAAUCUCCGGCAAAGAAGCGAUAUCAAUUUGAUAUUCUAUACAAUUUCUAG